AUGAACCCAACUGUAGGUAAGAGUGACACCUUUAUUAUUACCAUUUGUGCGUUUAUUUCCAAUCUCCUCCAUGCUGUGUGGAGAGCGUUAGUGUCAGAGCCAGCUGGUUUGGCAGUGCCACACGAGGAGCAAGGCCCUUCUUUCACAGAGCUUAUGGAGGAGUUGAGCCCCAGACAACUGGCUGUCAAACAGCUGAAGCGACACUUCUUGGAGGCCCUGCAGGCCAACGACACUCAAGAGGUCAUGCAGAUUCUGCACACUGGGAAACUAGACAUUGACACUGUGCUAGAGGUGGAGGACCCGAGCAUGCUGCUGGCCUCAUACAAACAAGGUUACUGGCUCCCAGGCUACAAAUUGGAGAAGUCCUGGGCGAUGGCUAUUCAUGUUUGUGUGAUGUACAAUGCUGUGGAAACAGCACUGGCACUCCUUCAGGAAGGUGCAGCCCUCAACCGGAUGCCCAAUGGGAAGACGCCACUGCAUGUGGCCUGCGAGGUCUCCAACAGCGACUGUGUCGCAUUGCUCUUGGCUCACAGGGCAAAGGUCAACAGCCUCUCGCUGAGCGGACACACACCCCUGCACUACUGCAUCACCAGGGAGUCUGUGGACUGUGCCAAGCAGCUGAUCCUGAAAGGUGCAAACGUCAAUAUGCCCAGCAACAACAAUGAGGAGGACACACCUUUACACACAGCAGCCAGGUUCGGCGUCCCAGAGCUGGUGGCUAUCUACUUGGCCAACGGAGCUUCUGUGGAUGCGGUCAACUCUCUCCAGGAGACGCCCCUGAUGACUGCAUGCUUCUGGGCUUUUGACGCUAAAGAGCAAAGCUACAGCCAACAUCACCAUCUCGUCUGUCGCCUCUUGCUGGACCACCAGGCGAAUCCCAACCUCAGAGAAGAGGACAAUAAAACCGCUCUUCACAAGGCAGCCUGGAACUGUGAUCACGUCCUGAUGCAGAUGCUGCUGGAGGCCGGAGCCAACACCACAGCCAUGGACAUCAAUGGCUGUGCCCCUAUCCAGUAUGUCCUCAAAGUGACUGAUGUCAGGCCCAUGGCCAUACCUGAACUCUGCUAUCAGCUGCUGCUCAACCAUAACGCAGCACGGAUCUACCCACUCCAGUUCCACAAGGUGUUGCAGAGCUGCUACGACUACCCCGCAGCAGUAGAAAUCAUGAUCAACUCUUAUGAACGCAUAAAGUCCACAAAUAAGUGGAGAGUUGCCAUUCCUGAUGACUGCUACAAGCGACACAAAGACUUCUACGACUCUGUGUUUGCUGUUUGCACCAACACUCCUCGCAGCCUGCUUCACCUGACCAGAUGUGCCAUUCGAGCCAGCAUGGGUGGGUUCUGCCACAGAGGUGUAGCACAGCUGCCUCUGCCACCUCCCAUGAAGACAUAUUUACUACUGGAACCUGAGGGGAUACUGUACUGA
Cyclopterus lumpus (lumpfish) is the source of this 1425-nucleotide messenger RNA. It is a transcript of the gene asb4, whose product is annotated as ankyrin repeat and SOCS box containing 4. Gene Ontology annotation, biological process: intracellular signal transduction. Lineage: Eukaryota; Metazoa; Chordata; Actinopteri; Perciformes; Cyclopteridae. The record is from RefSeq and is a predicted model, not a curated record. The transcript is spliced from 7 exons. Gene Ontology annotation, cellular component: cytoplasm; nucleus. Gene Ontology annotation, molecular function: protein binding. The coding region runs from base 1 to 1425 and encodes 474 amino acids.